UUUAAAUUUGAGUUUUAUUUUUAUCCGCUAGAGGCCGUUAUGAAUGUAAAUCGUUUGUUUUGCGAAUUGAUGGAAGAAGUUCUACCUGUGAAAAUAAUCAUUUCAGAAAGAAUUUAUAAAGUUAUGAGGGUGGAGAAUUAUUGCAAUUAUAUAAGAAAAGUAUUUGUUAACACCUAAAAUAUUAUAAUGAGUGAUGAUUCUAUUCACCGCCUUGAAAGUAUAUCUAACCAAGCAGGUGGAUUAAUCAUUAAGAAGAAAAAUACUGAUGAUGCUGACACUUUUAAAGUUCCAAGAAAAUCUCUUCUUGGUUUAGAUGUGUUAGCUGCGAAAAAGAGGAAAGAACUACAGGAGCAAGAACAAAAACAUUCAAAGAUUUUAUCUUAUAAGGAUGAUUGGGAAGAUGUUGAAGAUGAUGACGAAAAUGAAAAUUCAAGAAAAAAUAUUUCCCGUGAUAGGCAUUACCGAUCUUCAAGAAUUGAGACACCUUCUCAUCCAGGUGGGGUCAGCAAAGAGUAUCAGAUGAGAUUGCAUCAGCGUCAAGAUAGAGAUCGAGAAAGAGGAGUAUAUGCAUCUUCUAAAAAAGACAAGACUAGAGAUUCUAAUAAAAACAGAUAUAAAGAAGAGGGAGAAUCUAGAUAUCACAAAGGGAGAGAAAGAGAGAGAUCGCCAAGAUCAGAAAGAUAUGGAGAAAGAUCAAGUCGUUACUGGGAUGAAAGUCCGAGAAGAAGAGAGGAACCUCCUACUCCCAGUAUACAACUUAAAGAUACACCAUCCAGAUGUACUUGGGAUGAUGAUGAUCCAACUCCAUCGCGCUUUUCAACUUGGGAUUUACCCACGCCUAAUCCACGUAAAGAUGACGAUCAUAUAAGUUAUUCAGAGAAAAGAUUCAGAAAUUCUGGUGAGGACACCCCAAGAUUUACACCUGUUCAUAAAUAUAAUGCAUGGGCAAAUGAUAGAAGGAAAAUGGGUGCUACUCCAUCAGAAAGCAGCAGGAAAGAUAGAUUACCUUGGGGAUCUGAAGAGGAUAGGUUUGAAUGGGAAGAAGAACAGAAAAGAUUGGAUAGAGAAUGGUAUUCAAUGGAUGAAGGCUAUGAUGAUAUACACAAUCCAUUUUCUGGACUUUCAACAGAAUAUGCUAAAAAGAAAGAAGAAAUGUUGGAGCAAAAAAGAAAAAAACGAAUGUCUGCUCAACAAAGACAGAUUAACAAGGACAAUGAAAAGUGGGAAACCAAUAGAAUGCUUACAAGUGGUGUUGUACAGCGGUUAGAAGUAGAUGAAGAUUUUGAUGAAGAUAAUGAAGCUAGAGUACAUUUACUUGUACAUAAUAUUGUACCUCCAUUCCUUGAUGGAAGAAUUGUCUUCACAAAACAACCAGAACCUGUUAUUCCUGUAAAAGAUCCCUCAUCAGAUAUGGCCAUAAUAUCUCGUAAAGGCAGUGCCAUUGUUAAAUUUCAUAGAGAACAAAAGGAACGGAAAAAAGCACAGAAGAAAGAGUGGGAAUUGGCUGGUACUAGAAUAGGAGAAAUAAUGGGAAUCAAAAAGAAAGAAGAAUCGGAUGAGAAAAUGAAUGAAGAUGGAGAAACAGAUUAUAAAGUUGAUCAUAAAUUUGCCAAACAUAUGAAAAAUGCAGGAGAGGCAACAAGUGACUUUGCAAAAAAGAAAACAAUUACUCAGCAACGACAAUAUCUUCCAAUAUUUGCAGUGCGUGAAGAACUGCUGAAUAUAGUUAGAGAGAAUAGUAUUGUGAUUAUAGUAGGAGAAACUGGAUCUGGAAAGACAACUCAGUUAACACAGUAUCUCCACGAGGAUGGGUACAGUAAAUAUGGCAUGAUUGGAUGCACUCAACCUAGAAGAGUUGCUGCCAUGUCAGUUGCUAAGAGAGUUUCGGACGAGAUGGGAGUUAGUUUAGGAGAAGAAGUGGGUUAUGCAAUCAGAUUUGAAGAUUGCACAUCAGAGAAAACGAUAAUAAAGUACAUGACGGAUGGUAUUCUUCAAAGAGAAUCUCUUCGAGAAUCUGAUUUAGAUAAUUACAGUGUCAUCAUCAUGGAUGAAGCUCACGAACGCUCCUUAAGUACUGAUGUUUUAUUUGGAUUACUGAGAGAGGUUGUUGCAAGAAGACAAGAUUUGAAAUUGAUAGUAACCUCGGCAACUAUGGAUGCAUCUAAGUUUGCAAUGUUUUUUGGAAACGUACCUGUCUUUACUGUUCCCGGAAGAACUUUCCCAGUCGAAAUAUUUUUCAGUAAAAAUCCUGUGGAAGAUUAUGUCGAUGCUGCUGUUAAACAAGCGCUACAAAUUCACUUACAACCUAAUGCAGGUGAUAUUUUAAUAUUUAUGCCCGGUCAAGAAGAUAUAGAAGUUACUUGUGAUUUAAUAUCAGAACGUCUUGGAGAGAUAGAAAAUGCUCCACAGCUUGCAAUACUUCCAAUUUAUUCCCAAUUACCUAGUGAUCUGCAAGCCAAAAUAUUUCAAAAAGCUCCAGAUGGCGUCAGGAAGUGUGUAGUUGCGACCAACAUUGCUGAAACAUCUCUCACAGUGGAUGGUAUUAUAUUUGUUGUAGACAGUGGUUAUUGUAAACUUAAGGUUUAUAAUCCUAGAAUAGGUAUGGAUGCUCUUCAAGUUUAUCCUAUAAGUCAGGCAAAUGCUAAUCAGAGAUCAGGAAGAGCUGGAAGAACAGGUCCUGGAUUCUGUUUCCGGUUAUAUACGGAGAGUCAGUAUAAAAAUGAACUUCUCAGUACGACCGUUCCAGAAAUACAAAGGACAAAUUUGGCAAACGUAGUACUUCUGUUAAAGUCUCUCGGUGUGCAGGAUCUUUUACAGUUUCAUUUUAUGGAUCCACCCCCACAGGACAACAUUCUAAAUUCUAUGUAUCAGUUAUGGAUUCUUGGAGCUUUGGAUAACGUUGGAAGUUUAACUCCAUUAGGAAGAAAUAUGGAAGAAUUUCCAUUAGAUCCAGCUCUUUCAAAAAUGCUUAUUGUUUCUUGUGACAUGCAGUGCAGUGCUGAAAUAUUGAUUAUUGUAUCGAUGCUCUCAGUUCCUUCCAUAUUUUAUCAUCCAAAAGGUAGAGAGGAAGAUAGUGAUGCAGCUAGAGAAAAAUUUCAGGUUCCAGAGAGCGAUCAUUUAACAUAUUUAAAUGUUUAUCAUCAGUGGAAAAAUAACGGUUAUUCGACGAAUUGGUGCAACGAACAUUUCAUUCACAUUAAAGCUAUGAGAAAGGUGCGGGAAGUACGACAACAGUUAAAAGAUAUUAUGGAACAACAAAAGAUGACCAUAAUCUCCUGCGGCACCGAAUGGGACAUUGUACGAAAAUGCAUAUGUUCCGCUUAUUUUCAUCAGGCGGCAAGACUUAAAGGCAUUGGCGAAUACGUCAAUUGCAGGACAGGAAUGCCUUGCCAUCUCCAUCCUACGAGUGCACUAUUUGGAAUGGGUUUUACUCCAGACUACGUGGUAUAUCACGAGUUAGUGAUGACUAGUAAGGAAUACAUGCAAUGUGUGACUGCAGUUGAUGGACAAUGGUUGGCCGAAUUGGGUCCAAUGUUCUAUAGCAUUAAAGAAUCGACUAAGUCCCGACAGGAAAGACGCAAAAUGGCCAAGCAGAACCAGAACCAAAUGGAAGAAGAAAUGGCUCUGGCUCAAGAACAGCUGAAACAGAGAAGAGAAGAACAGAAAUCUCGUGAUUGCAUUUCCGUCAGAAAAAAUCAGAUUGCCACACCUGGGAGAUUAGAACCGGGAACACCUCGAAGAACACCAUCGAGAUUUGGAUUGUGAGAAAUCUUGUUGAUUUUAAUUCAUUCGCGAGUUUUAAAAACUUUUUGUAAAUACAAAAAGAAUUAAAAGAUUUUAACGCGA
Molecule: messenger RNA, 3846 nt
Organism: Centruroides sculpturatus (bark scorpion)
Lineage: Eukaryota; Metazoa; Arthropoda; Arachnida; Scorpiones; Buthidae
Product: pre-mRNA-splicing factor ATP-dependent RNA helicase PRP16-like
Exons: 26
Coding region: 187-3765 (1192 amino acids)
Biological process (GO): mRNA splicing, via spliceosome
Cellular component (GO): spliceosomal complex; intracellular anatomical structure
Molecular function (GO): RNA binding; ATP binding
Source: RefSeq, a predicted model, not a curated record